CAGUACUCGGCAAUAAAUGUAAAAAAAACCUUAGUAAGUUAGUUGGAGUAACAAGUCUUCAGAAUCAAAUUGAGAAGAAAACAAAAAGGAGCUUUGAAAUAAUUAUAUGGAAUGAAAAUCGACAACUAGGCCUAGAAUCUAUCUAUUUCUUACACGUCGCUACAAAAGUUUGAUCUAGUUUGUUUCAUAUCUCUGAGUUUGUGUUCCUCCAAGAUGGCAGCUUCCAGUCUUGAGCACAGCUCAGACCGAAACUUGAUACAAUUUCUGAAUGAAAAUUUCAGUGGCAACAAAAGAUGCUUAGAAAAAGUUUUGCCAAUGAGAGAUGACUUAAGGAGUAAGAUAGACAUUCUUGAAAAACAGCUCUCACUAGCCAGCACAGAAAUUCCUACAAAGAUUGAUCAGGCAAUAGAAAGUGCAGAGUCAACGACAGCCCAUAUUGCAAGCCUUGAAGCCAAAGUAGAGAGUGUACGGCAUGCGGUGUUGGACCAUAGCCACGAUGUGAAACCGAUGCUGGGAGAGCUGGGUGCUCUGGUGGAGUCGGUGGAGCAGCUACAGAGACAUGCUUACUACCUGAGUACUGUGGCCAAGGUGGAAGACAUCAGUUCCCAGAUACAGUCUUCAUUGAUGACCGAGUCUCUAUCACCUGCAGUGGACUACUUUAAUGAGAUGACUGCUCUGUACAACAAACUACUCACCUCCUCUUGCCCUCACCUUCUGCACUACCUGAAAGAGACUAUUAUGUUUUGGAACAAAAUUCUCUGUGACAGAAUAGCAGUAGAAUUUGAAGAGGUUCUGAAAGCCCUUCGUUGGCCCCUAGUCAUCAGCACUGUCAAGGCCCCUGCUGUCAGCAAUGUGGCAGGUCUCAAAGACAGAAUGGGCAAACUUUUCAGGAAAUUAUUGAGUCUCCAGUUGCCGGACAGUAUCAGCCUGGAGAACUCAGCUUCUCACCCCCUCCUGAGGAAAAUUUCUGGUGUGAAGCCUUUAUUACUUCCACUGGAACUGAUGCUGAAGCCUUUGAAAAAACGUUUCCGCUAUCACUUCUAUGGCCAGAAGCAGACAAAUAGUCUAGACAAGCCUGAAUGGUAUUUGACCCAGGUCCUUAGUUGGACGCGAGAUCACAGUGACUUCAUGGACCGCAAUAUACAGCCUCUCCUUGUGGAGGCAGGGAAGGAAUCGCUCUGUGCUAAGACUGAGUUGACGCGAGGUAUGGUCAUGAUGGUGAUGGAGAAGAUCGCCCACGACCUCCCGGAGCUGGUGCACGACGAGGCCAAGUUCUCCCAUCUUAUCGACGAGGUGCUCCUGUUUGAGAGCGAGAUUCGGAACACAUACUCCUACCCUCCAGUCCUGCCGGGUUGCCUAGAUGUCUUGUGCUCUCAAGAGGCUCUGACCAAGUGGCUUCUUGUGGAGAAAAAAUAUGCGAUGCAAAAAACUGAACAGCUGUUGCAGUCAGUGACAGCUUGGGAGUCACAGUACAGAGACAUAGCUGACCUGGAUGAGGUGAAAGUGCCUGAAUGUGCAGAGAGCUUCAUGAAUCUGCUACUCACCAUCACAGAGCGCUAUCGCAGACUACCAGUGUCUGAGGCGAAAUUACAGUUCUUGUCCGUCCAGCUAGAGCUCCUGGAGGACUUCCGCAUGCGGCUGGUGCAGGUUCGGAAAGAGGCAAGCCAGGAACCUACUGGGCAGCGUUUCUGUGCGGUGCUGAACGCUACGCACUACGUGGUGCAGGUGCUGCGCGAGUGGAGUGAGCUCACAUUUUUCCUCCAGUUAUUGUGCUACAAAAACAACAGAAACCUGAAGACGGAGGUGAUUGAAAGUCUGACUGCAACUGACCACAAACGAACCUCUAGUGACUCGGACAGCUCUGAUGUUCCCGUCCCAGAUCUGAGCGGCCUGUCCCUGGAGCACACUGUGUUUGAGGAGAUCACCUGUCUGUUUGAGAGCAUGGAGACGGACAUGAUCAAGACCGCGUGCCACUACGUGUUUGUGGAUGUGCAGGCUCGCAGCCAGGCCUACAGGAAGGACAGGUGGAUCUCCUUGCCCACCCCAAAGGAGCUGAGCACGACAUUGGGCCUGUCUCCGACCGCCUGUGAGAUGUUCCUAGUGCUAAAAGACCACCUGGCAACCGCACAGAGCCAGAUGAGCGCUCAGUUGUUCCAGACCUUCUGGAAGACCCUGGCCAAGAAACUGGAUAACUUUAUUUUAACGGAGGUGAUCUUGGUGAAUCACUUCAAUGAAGGGGGAGCACUGCAGAUUAACUUUGACAUUACUAGGAACCUGAUUCCUCUCUUCGGAGACUUCACCAACAACCCAGAGGCCUAUUUCCGACUGUCUCGUGAAGCGUGCAUCCUCCUCACCUUGCCGACCGGGUCAGCUCUUCUCCUGAAGGAAGUUCUCUACUCAAAGCUGCACGAGUCUCUGGAGCAGCAGCAGCUGAGACAGCAGCCAGAAGUGAGCACAGCCAUGCGCGAUGUAGGCGUGUUCACCCUCGUUCCAGAACAGUGUGAGACGGUGCUGAGUUUGAGAACAAACUUGACGUUAUCUUGAUGAUGCUGUGCUAGUCUGAAUGUGUGUGUGUAGUGUGUCUUCUUGGGGAUGUGUCUUUGUCAUGGUCAUAACACAGUUGCUUAGUUUUUUGGAGACACACCCAUUUUCCUUUUCACAAAAUUCUGUGAUGCAACCUUUUUGCCCUUUUUAUUUGCAUACAUUCACUAGUCUUAUCCCAUCGAUAGAACCCAGAUCACACUUACAUCGUUAUAAAGUACGGCUUCUCUACUUUUCCAUACCUCAUGUCUAUGUUGCAAAGGUCUUGUCUCGCCUUGAGGACCUCCAAUUUGUCCACAAACUGUGUGAAAUGCACUAUAACAGGUCUCGUUUUGUUUCCGACUUGUGGACCAAUCCGGUGUGUACGUAUGAAAACUUCCUCUUUCCAGGCUUUACAAGACACUGUUCUGUUUAACACCUACGGGACUGGCCUCACACUUGACUUUCUCUGUCCCACGACCAGAGCCGCCGCUCACUUACUGGCUAUUUGCCAUAUAUAUGCAUUAAUCAAAUAUGAAUUACUCAGCCCCUGGUAAAGCUAUAGACAUGAAACUUCACCAAAGUGUCCUAAGCUUGUUCCCCUAUACUGUUAUACAUUGUUUUAAAAAGAAUAUUGGCUUUGUUCAUAUUGGUGUAAUCAGUUAUGUAAACAAAGCAUAACAAAAUGAAUAGGCAAACAAGCUCAGAAAAGACAUCAUCAUAAUGGCGUGAAACUUAUUUUUCAUUAACCAAUUGAUACAACAGACAAUUUUACAUAUAUUUCAAGGUCCAGGUAAGUUCAGAUAAAUCUAGUGAAUGUAAUUGUACUUCAUGUCCACGUAAGAGAAAAAUACUCCAAUGACCAGGUGAAAAACAUUUAAGAUUGCCACACAUUUUUCCUAGCAAUGAAUAAUGCACACCAACAGAAUUACACAUUACAACACAGAAUUACAAAUUACAACACAGAAGAGAAAAAAAUUGACUCGUUUUGGACGAGAUCUCAGCCUAGUCGGCUUAGUUGUAGGAUCGAACCUGACGUGCAUUAUCUUGACUAGUCUGAUAGGACUCAAAGCAAGGCUCAACACAGAGAGGAACUUUGUAGACUCUGCACUUGUGUCUGGUUUGUUUGCGCCGGCCACUGUCCUUUUUGCUGCUGCAACAGACACAUUGUCUGGUUGGUUGGCGUUUCUUUUCUGUUGUUGGAAUACAUUCUGAGAAGUGGGGACUGCUCUUGUGACUGAGACUCUUGAUUGUAGUCGGCAGGUGGGGGCUGUGUUUGUUUUUCAGCCACAUCAGCAAGGAUGCACCGUCUCUCUGGAGGCUGUGUCGGCUUGAGUUAGGCGUCCUUUAGUUUGACCGGCUCUUCUCUGGGGUAUUUUAACUUCUAUUUUUCUUUUACCUCCUCUUUUUGACCUUGUAGUUUUGGGUAUACUAUUUGUUAUUUUCUCUAAGUCUCCUCAUAACACUUGAGGGGUAUGUAAACAUGGUUCUGAGGUCGAAAUGACAACGGAGUGUUUGGGGAGUAGGUUAUUCUAUUGUCCUCUUUAGUGAAUACACUGUCUGUGUCAGAACCACAGGCUGGGACUCCAUUUUG
This is a messenger RNA of Aplysia californica (California sea hare), 4114 nucleotides long. Its product is annotated as RAD50-interacting protein 1. NCBI's taxonomy places the organism in Eukaryota, Metazoa, Mollusca, Gastropoda, Aplysiida, Aplysiidae. Bases 214 to 2544 code for a protein of 776 amino acids. The record is from RefSeq and is a predicted model, not a curated record. Gene Ontology annotation, biological process: endoplasmic reticulum to Golgi vesicle-mediated transport; retrograde vesicle-mediated transport, Golgi to endoplasmic reticulum; regulation of ER to Golgi vesicle-mediated transport. The transcript has 14 exons. Gene Ontology annotation, cellular component: Dsl1/NZR complex.